CAGACUGCAGACAGUCUCCACAACACUAAGAUAUGGGCUUACUGUGAAUGAACUGAAGCUUCUCUCUUAAAACAAAGACCAAAAAGACUUAAACAAAAAGAAAGAAUUAGACUCAGAAAAACAAAGAUGAGCUGUGACUUGCCAAGGACGAUGGAAAACUGAGCAGGUACAUCACUUCUUGCUGUUUUUAGUGGGGGAAAAGUGGAGCAAAGACAAGCCUGAGGAUACUACAGACUAUGUUGCUAUGGAAACCAAAACCUGGAAGCGGACGCAAGGACCACUGAAUGUGGACAAUCUCCACUGAAUGCUUCCUCAACACAUUACUAUCCAGCUGCACACUGUGGUGAGAGAAUGCUGUGGAGAAUAACUAUCCCCAUCAUACUAGCUGGGAUCCUCUGCAUCACUGCAGAGAGCAAAAAACCCCGUCCCCAGGGUUCCAUCCCUUCCCCAUACAAGACCAAAGGCAACCUAUCGGCAGAGCGUCACCACCGGCUAUUACAGCAGAAGCCAGAGGUGCUCUCUUCUAGCCGAGAGGCCUUGGUUGUGACAGAGCGCCGUUACCUCCGCAGAGACUGGUGCAAGACCCAACCCCUUCGUCAAACAAUCAGUGAAGAGGGCUGUCGCAGCCGCACUGUGGUCAACCGCUUUUGCUACGGCCAGUGUAACUCCUUUUACAUCCCACGCCAUAUGGGCCCAACCUCCAGUCAGGGACAGAAUAGAGGCCAGUCUUCAGGCUCUGGAAGAAAGAGUCACAACAAAGCCCAGGAGCCUUUUCAGUCCUGCUCCUUCUGCAGGCCACAUCGCAUCACACAGCUCACAGUGCAGCUAGACUGUCCAGACCUGCAGCCCCCCUUCAGACACCGUAAGGUACAAAGGGUCAAACAGUGUCGCUGUAUGUCUGUGGACAUGAGUGGCCAUAGGAAACUGUGAAGGAAAACUUAAAAGGCCUUUUGAAUUUCAAAUGACACAUAUGUGCUGUCUGAAGUCUUUGCCAAACAUGGGCUGGUUUAAGUAGAACUACUCUACAUCAUGUUCAACAAAUAAUGGCAAGUCCUACUAUGAAAUGACAUGGAACUGGUGUGAGACAAAGGCUAAACAUUGAUUUAAUUAGAGACUUGCAACCAUGCUGUCAUGUCAGUACAGCUAAAAGAAUUAUUCUUGUGACUGUGCAAGAGACACUGAUGAUAAACGUUUAAUGAGCAACUCUGCCCCUCCCAUAAGGGAGAUACAAAACAUGGACACUGAGGAGGAUUUUGCUCACAAUACUGUCUUAAAAGAUAUAUUUUAGAAAAGUUUUUGUUGGUAUUUUGAGGCAUUUUCUUGCAAGUGGGUCAAAGCUAAAACAGUUUGGCCAUUUUUACCCAGUUUUACAGCUAUUACAUUAUCUUUACCAUGAAGUCGGGGAUGUCUUUGAGGCUAAAGAAAAAAUUUCACAAAGCAUGAUGCAGCAUGAUGAUGCAGAGGGAAGUUUGGGUUUCCCUGCUUAGGCAGCUGCCCCCACGACCUGACUCCGGAUAAGCGGCAGAAAAUGGAUGGAUGGAUGGAUGGAUGCAGCGCAACAGAGACUAGUUGCAUCCACCUGCUUGUAAACUGUACGUUUCCCAUAUACUAGCCAGUAGGAAAGUACUGUAUAAUGUGUAAUGGUGGCGAAACAAUAUAUACAGUAUAUAUAUAUUUUAUGUAUGUGUUUAAAAUAUAUUAAAUCUAUUUCAUAUAAAACUAAAUGUGUUUUGUUUAAUCACAGCUUGACAAAUGAGUUUGUUAAAAGUGGUUGCUUUUAUUCAAUAAAUAUAUUUUUCACAGUCAAAAGGUGUUUAAUCAGAACACUGAUGGUAUUGCACAUGAAAAUCACAUCACAUGGUCCUUUUGCUUUAUUAUUGAGUUUAAACACUCACACCAGGAAAGGCAACACUAUCUGCAUAGGUUUUAGCUUAAAAUAAAGCACUUCGACAAUACGUUUGGAUAAAAUAGUAGGAACGUUUUAGCUCGGCAUGACCUUUUUUUGAAUAAGAAAAUAAAAUACAAUAGAGAUGCUAUUUGUAAAAAAUGUUCUGAUGGUUUUCAGCCUGUGUGAAGCUGAUUUCUCAGUUAAAUACAGAUUAAGUCUUCGAAAUCAAAAUCAAGCCCUCUUUCUCCACCUGCAUUUGCCUCCUCUGUGCAAUAAGAAGGCACUUUUUUUCUGGAAGGGGAUUCAGACUUACCCCGAUGAAAAUUGUAAAAUUGUGUGAUUGUCCUUAAUAAGGCAGAUGUAAGA
Messenger RNA from Melanotaenia boesemani (Boeseman's rainbowfish), 2254 nucleotides. It is a transcript of the gene grem2a, whose product is annotated as gremlin 2, DAN family BMP antagonist a. Gene Ontology annotation, biological process: animal organ morphogenesis. Gene Ontology annotation, molecular function: receptor ligand activity; BMP binding. NCBI's taxonomy places the organism in Eukaryota, Metazoa, Chordata, Actinopteri, Atheriniformes, Melanotaeniidae. The transcript is spliced from 2 exons. The record is from RefSeq and is a predicted model, not a curated record. Bases 352 to 930 code for a protein of 192 amino acids.